This is a messenger RNA of Prinia subflava (tawny-flanked prinia), 2606 nucleotides long. Its product is annotated as protein CEPU-1. The record is from RefSeq and is a predicted model, not a curated record. The coding region runs from base 109 to 1170 and encodes 353 amino acids. The transcript is spliced from 9 exons. Lineage: Eukaryota; Metazoa; Chordata; Aves; Passeriformes; Cisticolidae.
UUCCUUUUUCCUUCCCCCCCCGCCCCUCUUCCUGCGCUUUGCUCCGGGAAAACGCUGGAUUUUAAACCUCUCCCCGCCCGGCAGUGAGUGGGGAAGGAGAAGAAAAACAUGGCCCAGGCCAAAAUGCACCACCCCGUCUCUUGGGUGAUCUUCGCCGGGAUGGCCGCGCUCCUCCUCUCCCAAGGAGUGCCCGUGCGCAGCGGAGAUGCCACCUUCCCCAAAGCCAUGGACAACGUGACAGUGCGGCAAGGGGAGAGCGCCACGCUCAGGUGCUCCGUGGACAACCGGGUGACCCGGGUGGCCUGGCUGAACCGCAGCAGCAUCCUCUAUGCCGGCAAUGACAAGUGGUGCUUGGACCCUCGGGUGGUGCUCCUGGCCAACACCAAAACCCAGUACAGCAUCCAGAUCCAGGAUGUGGACGUGUACGAUGAGGGCCCCUACACCUGCUCUGUGCAGACAGACAAUCACCCCAAGACAUCGCGCGUCCAUCUCAUCGUGCAAGUGUCUCCAAAAAUCACCGAGAUCUCUUCUGACAUCUCCAUCAACGAGGGCGGCAACGUCAGCCUCACCUGCAUAGCCACGGGCAGGCCAGACCCAACAAUCACCUGGAGACACAUCUCACCCAAAGCCGUGGGCUUCAUCAGCGAGGACGAGUACCUGGAGAUCACGGGGAUCACGCGGGAGCAGUCGGGGGAGUACGAGUGCAGCGCCUCCAACGAUGUCUCAGCGCCCGUCGUCCAGCGAGUCAAAGUCACCGUCAACUACCCUCCGUACAUCUCGGACGCCAAGAGCACCGGGGUGCCGGUGGGGCAGAAGGGCAUUCUGCUCUGCGAAGCCUCUGCUGUGCCCUCCGCCGACUUCCAGUGGUACAAAGAUGACAAGAGACUGGCUGAAGGACAGAAAGGGCUGAAAGUGGAGAACAAACCCUUCUUCUCCAGACUGACUUUCUUCAACGUCUCCGAGCAGGACUACGGCAACUACACCUGUGUAGCCUCCAACCAGCUAGGGAACACCAACGCCAGCAUGAUCCUCUACGAAGAGACAACUACCGCUCUGACACCCUGGAAAGGCCCCGGCGCAGUGCACGACGGCAACAACGGCGCGUGGCGGCGAAGCGGCGGCGCGUGGCUGCUGCUCCUCCCGCUCGCCCACCUCGCCCGCCAGUUUUGACCCGAGAGCCGGCCCGCGGAGCAGCGGCGGCGACGACCACGGCCAGCGAGCGCAAGCGGAAAGGAGAGGAGGAAGAGAAGGAGGAGAAGAAGAAGAAAGUUGUUCACCGUUUCCGAAAAUAAUCAUAAGAAUUGAGAGAGUAUCCGGCCAGGCCACCUGGGGGAGGGGGAGAGAGGAAAAAAACACGCAAAAAAAAAAAAAAAAUCCACAAAAAAUCCACCCACACACAACGGGAAUUUGGAAUGGAGAGAAAAGGGAAAAAAUUAAUAAUCCAAGGCUUCCUGCUGAAGAUGCAAUGCGACUGAGUCUUUUUCUUUUCACCCUAUUUUUUUUUUUUUUUGUCCCCUGCCACUUUUUCCCCUGUUUUCGCCGUUCUCUGCCAUGGGCCAGCGUGGAGGAUGGACGGGGCCAUCCGAGUGUGGCACUUGUCCCCUGCCCUGUCCUCUUCACCGCCCCUGCCCGCCUGCUCCCUCCCGUGGAACCCUCCAUCCACCGGUUUUCUCCUUUGCCAAGAUUUCCCCGUCUUCUCAUGGACUGUGCCGCCAUUUGUGUUUCAGAAUAUAUAUAUAUAUAUAUCUCCACAUAUAUAUAUAUAUAUAUGUAUAGAUAUAUAGAUCUUCAACAGUUACCACACCACCACAAAAGGAAAGGGAGGAAGGAGACCGGCGUCGAGCCACGCUUUCAUCGUACCAUCCGCGGACAUCGUGAAUGAUAAGGGAUUCUGAGUCAUGGUUAAUUUUAUUAAUUGUAUUUUCUGAUACGAGCCUAGAACUCUUAGUUCCUAAAAAACAGAAAUGCAAAAAAAAACGAGGGGGAAAAAAAGAAAAGAAAAAAGAGGAGAAAAAAAAAAAAAACAAUCCAGGAGAGGGGGAGCAAGCGGAGAGAAGUUUGUUUGCCGAGGAGGUGACCAGCCAAGGAGGUUUGUGAGCCCGGCGAGGAGGAGGAGGAGGAGGAGGAGUCCUGUGCUGAAACCCCCCAAAACCGGCCCAAAAGCCGUCGUCUGGACAGUUCCUGCCGAGGGCACAGACGACACUCGCCGCGCGUUGAGGUGGAGGGAGAUACUGAAUCUUUUUAUGGGAUAUAUAUAUACAGUAUAUAUAAAUAUACAUAUAUAUAUAUAUAUAAUUCUUUUUUUUGUUAGAGUUCUAGCCACGGUUCCCAGCAGGGUCCUUCCGCUGCCAUUACUGCAUGCUGUAUAUGGAGUUAGGUGUGUAUCGGUUCUCAGCGAGACGAGCGUCUCAGUCCACACAUCCCUGAACCCCCUCGCCUUUCCACCCUCGGGUCACCGGGGACAAAGGGUCACGGGGGAGUGGGGCCCCUCUCCGUCGCUUUUUGCCGCGUGGCCCCGGCCUUUCCGCGGUGGAAUAAAGCGAGCUGAGGGACGGAGGGAGAUCUAUAUAGCUCAGUUUUAUAUUUUUUAUAUAUAUAUAUAUAUA